Rotaria socialis is the source of this 423-nucleotide messenger RNA. Lineage: Eukaryota; Metazoa; Rotifera; Eurotatoria; Philodinida; Philodinidae. The record is from the annotation of a GenBank genome assembly.
AUGAAACAGUGUGUACUUAUCUUAUUAUCAUCGUGUGUGACACAAGGUAUUGGAUGGUUGUUUGGGCCAUUUAUUUCAUUUGUGAGUCCAACCGGUGGAGACGUUUUAGAAUGGUUUUUCAUUAUAUUUAAUGGAUUGGAAGGUGUUUGGUCUAUAAGUCUAUAUAUAAUAAUUCAAUUACAAGGAAUGGAAGAACAGAAACGUGUUACAGCUGUUGCCGAACUUACUAAAACAACGAGUAGUAAAACAAGCGAAGGCGGAAAAUCUUAUGAAAAAAAUUUACGAAGAAGUAAUACUGAGCGACAAAACACUGGAAUAGGAAAACGAAAUGUACGUAGAGAAUCAGUACGUAUGUUCGACGAUCUCGGUGAAAGAAUAUCUAUUGAUUGGCAGGAGAAUAAAAAUGGUAGUUCAUCGUUGUAA